Messenger RNA from Cyprinodon tularosa, 1956 nucleotides. Its product is annotated as collagenase 3-like. Gene Ontology annotation, molecular function: metalloendopeptidase activity; zinc ion binding. Gene Ontology annotation, cellular component: extracellular matrix. NCBI's taxonomy places the organism in Eukaryota, Metazoa, Chordata, Actinopteri, Cyprinodontiformes, Cyprinodontidae. The record is from RefSeq and is a predicted model, not a curated record. The coding region runs from base 48 to 1469 and encodes 473 amino acids. The transcript is spliced from 10 exons. Gene Ontology annotation, biological process: collagen catabolic process; extracellular matrix organization; proteolysis.
UAACAGCUGAUUCCAUUAGGGAUUCAUACAAACACAAAGAAGAAAGGAUGAGGUCUUCUGGCAUCUAUAUGGUACUCUGCCUUGCAGUCACAGCCGGCUGUGUUCCCGUUUCCAAAAUAACAGAGGAAGAUGACAUUUUUGCAGAGAUUUACCUGAAGAAAUUCUUCAACCUAACAGAGGAGAAAGGUCCGUCCGCCAGGAGAGGAAUCAGCCCCAUGAGCAAAAAGCUGAGCGAGAUGCAAAAGUUCUUUGGUCUCCGGAUCACAGGGACACUGGAUGCUGACACCCUGGAGGUGAUGAAGAAGCCCCGCUGUGGUGUUCCAGAUGAAAAAGUUGCACGUUUUUCUACCUUUGGAAACAACUUAAAAUGGAAUAAAAAAAGCCUCACAUACAGGAUAGUUAACUACACCCCCGACAUUCCCAGGGCACAGGUGGACGACUCUAUUUCAAGAGCUUUUCAGGUUUGGGCCAGAGUCACCCAGCUUACAUUUAGGAGACUUAACAGUGGCACGGCUGACAUCAUGAUCAGCUUUGGUCGCCGGGCACAUGGUGAUUAUUACCCCUUUGACGGCCCUGGCAACACGCUUGCCCAUGCCUUUGCUCCUUCUUCUGGCAUUGGAGGAGAUGCCCACUUUGACGAUGACGAGAAUUUCACAUUUCAGUCAAGAAGAGGCUUCGUCCUCUUCCUGGUUGCAGCCCAUGAGUUCGGCCACUCUCUGGGUUUGGCCCACUCUAACGUUCCUGGUGCUCUGAUGUACCCUUUGUACUCAUACAGAAACCCCGACACCUUUGUUUUGCCGCAAGAUGACGUCCGAGGCAUCCAGUCGCUUUAUGGACGGAAUCGUGAGGAUCCUAUGAUAGAUGAACCUAAGCCUCCCAUUACUCCUGAUAUCUGCGACUCGUCUUUGGAACUGGAUGCUGUCACCACUAUGCAAGGAGAAAUGUUUUUCUUCAAGGACGGGUAUGUGUGGCAUAACAACUCUCAGAGCAACACACCCCAAAAAAGUCUGAUUACAAGCUUCUGGCCCGGAGCCCCAACAAGCAUCGAUGCUGCUUACGAGAACCCGAUGACUGACAGAGUCUUUUUUUUCAAAGGUUCUAAAGUAUGGGCCUUCUCUGGAAACAAGGCAGUUCAAGGAUAUCCAAAGUCCCUCUCUGAAUUUGGCCUGCCAAGGUUUCUGAGAAAAAUAGAUGCUGCUCUUCAUGACGCUCAGACUGGAAAAACCUUUUUGUUCAUUCUGGGGGGGCGCUAUUAUUUAACUUACGAUGAAAACAGGAAGACUGUGGAGUCGUUUUCCUGGGUAAGCCAGACAUUUAAUGGAAUGUCUAACAAGGUGACUGCAGCCGUCCAGAGCAGAGGUUCUACUUUCAUUUACAGCGGAGACUACAUGUACAUGUAUGACCUAGGGAGUGGACGGUUGUUACGUGUGCUGAAGAACACCUACCUGCUGGGUUGCAAUAACAUCUGAAGGCAUUAUUAUGAUAAUCUAAUGUACAGCAUGUACAGCUGGUGGUUCACAUAUAUAGUUACAUCAUAUUUAUUACAUUAAAUGUUUAUAUUUAAUUAAAACAGAAAAUGAAAAGAUAUUAACUUAAUAGAUGUUUCUGAUAGAAGACCAGUUGGUAAUCUUGUGGCCUAAUCAUUUGGCUCUAUAGAAAUAACAUGACCAUGAUGGACUAAUGAUUUUCACCUGCUGUUACAAAUCUCCAUAAUCCAAAGAAAUUGCUGCAGUGGUGAGUUUAAGAAUAUACAAUGAGAUAAACACCCCAAAGUUAGCUUUAGCGACUCAAAAAGAAAUGUACUAGUUUUUGGUUUUGCACACUUAAAAUCAAACAAGCCUCUGUAAGAAAUAUAUUCACUAUUUACAUGUUCUAAAUGGUAAAAAACCUGUCAUUUAUUUGGAUAUUGGAAGAUGUGAAAUGUAUGAAUAAAAGCUGAGAUUUUAACUGAUCAAA